Gryllus bimaculatus (two-spotted cricket) is the source of this 3975-nucleotide messenger RNA. NCBI's taxonomy places the organism in Eukaryota, Metazoa, Arthropoda, Insecta, Orthoptera, Gryllidae. The record is from the annotation of a GenBank genome assembly.
AUGAUUUCUUGUGUGGCCCCCAGUUGGCGCAGGACACCUGAUCGCCUGGAGGCUGUGAGUCAAUCAGGCCCUGAAGUUGGUAGUUCUCGCAUAUGGAGCCGUGUGCUGGAUCGUGUUUUUGAUAACUCAGACAGGCGUCAAUAUGGAAUGGGGAUAAUGGGACGUCUCUUUGGGCGGAGAGCUCAUCAUUCAGUUGUUGGGUACCCUGCAGCAAAGGAACAGUUGGAUGAUCUGGACCAUCGGCCAUUCUUUACAUAUUGGGUGACAACAGUGCAAGUUCUUAUUCUUAUCAUAUCACUUGCCUGUUAUGGAUUGGGACCUUUUGGGAUAGAUAUGAAACCUCAUUCAGGCCAGGUCUUGGUGACCAGUUUGUCUUUACAGCAAGUGGACUACCUUGAACCUGCGAAUUUUUGGCUUGGACCAAGAGCAGCUGAUCUGAUACAUCUAGGAGCAAAGUUUGCUCCUUGUAUGCGAAAAGAUGCAAAGAUUAUAAAAGAAAUUGAGAAGGGAAGGGAAAAAGAACGAGAAACAGCGUGCUGUAUCAGGAAUGAUGAUUCAGGCUGUGUGCAGUCUUCUCAGGCAGAUUGUUCAAAUACAAUAUCAACAUGGAAAAAAUGGACUACCAGAGAUGCAGGUCCGGGAGGAAGAAUUUCAGGAUCCGUUUGUGGCCUUGACCCAAAGUUCUGUGAAGCUCCUGCAUCAGUAGCACCAUAUGAAUGGCCAGAUGACAUUACUAAAUGGCCAAUUUGUCGAAAAACAAAUUCCUUUCCCCAACGUUUUCGGUACAAGGACAAAACAGCUGAACAUAUGGUGUGUGAAGUGAUUGGUCACCCGUGUUGCAUUGGCAUCCAUGGCAUGUGUCGCAUUACGACUAAAGAGUACUGUGAUUUCGUUCGUGGCUACUUCCAUGAAGAGGCUUCCCUAUGCUCUCAGGUAUCAUGUCUGGAUGAUGUGUGUGGAAUGAUUCCCUUUUAUGCUCCUGAAGUUCCUGAUCAGUUCUAUCGGUUGUGGACAUCCUUAUUUCUUCAUGCAGGUCUUCUACAUUUGGCUAUUACAUUAGUUAUCCAAUUUUUUCUUAUGCGAGAUUUGGAAAAACUGACAGGUUCAUUGAGGAUUGCAAUUAUCUACAUGGGAUCAGGUGUUGCUGGCAAUCUAGCCAGUGCUAUAUUUGUCCCAUACAGAGCAGAGGUUGGACCUGCUGGAGCUCACUUUGGUCUUCUGGCCUGUUUGUUCGUAGAAGUGUUAAACAUAUGGCCCAUGCUUCGGCAUCCAGAUCACGCUCUCCUUAAACUCAUUGCCAUUACUCUUGUAUUGUUUUUAUUUGGUUUAUUACCAUGGGUUGAUAACUACGCCCAUCUCUUUGGUUUCAUAUUCGGAUUUCUUCUCUCAUAUGCUUUUAUGCCAUUUGUUUCAUUUGGUGAAUACGAUCGCCACAAAAAGAUCGCUCUAAUAUGGGUGUGCUGUCUGUCUUCUUUGUUUCUAUUUGCUGCAUUAGUUAUUCUCUUUUAUGUGAUUCCUGUGUAUGACUGUGAAAUUUGUACAUAUUUUAAUUGUCUGCCACUAACUCGAGACUUUUGUGCCAGUCAAAACAUCAAUUUCAAACGUGAAGAUCCUGUAGUAUGACGAAUGUGGGUACGGUUGGCUGGAACCGUAAACAUAUGUCUCAAGUUCUGCUUGGGUCAUAUCUGGACAAACAUGAGAGUUGUUGCCAGCAAGUGUAUGUGGACAUUUAGACACACCAAGAAAUUUUCAACCACACAGAAACUGCAAGUAUUGUUGACCAACAAUAUGAUUUUUCAUUGUGGAUACCAAAAACUUUCAUGCUUCAAGGCGAAUUAUGAAGCAACUUUACCAUGUGUAAUCAGAUACAAAUGAACUUGUAUUUAGGAAUAUGUUACAAUGGUUUUGUUUUUCUUUUGUAUGAGUACUGCAGGAAUGAAUAAUCGUGAAGCUAAAAGUUAGCUAAAUACGAAAACAAUAUAUUGAAAUAUCUGUUUUCCUUCCAAUUUGAUUUGAUCAAGACUGAUCCUAAGAACUGUCAAAAAUAAUGAUUAUUGUUGACUUUUAUGAUUAUUUUCAUGCUCUACUCUUGAAGAUGGCAUUCAAUAAAACAAUAAUAGUUGUAUAUGUGACAGUUCUAUUUGUAUGCUAACAUGAUACAAAAUAAUCCAUAUUGCACAAUAAGUAUGGCAAAAUAUGCAUUAGAAAGACUGUGAAUAACAGAAGCAAAACUUAUGGUGUCGUACUUUACCCAAGAAAAUGAAACAGGGAAAUGUACCAUUCAAUUAAUAAAUAAAAUGUGUGUCCUACCACAUUUAGUUUUAACGUCUCCUUACUCGUUGAAUUUACAAUCAGUGUCAAUGAAAAAGGAUAAACUAUCAAGAAUGUGUGAGUGAUGAAGCUUUCACCAUUGAUGUUAAUUUUUAAAUAUACUUUUGGAUGGAAUUAAAGAUGAAAUAUUUGCAAAAACUGAGAACGUGCCAAUUUUCAUAUUAAAAUAAAAUGAAAAAAAUUCAUGUUGUCUUGUAUGAAGUCUGAUGCAAACUAUAUAGUAUUAUACAAAUUGAUUGUUUUUGUUGUGAGUUUUCAAGAGACAAUGUGACAUGAGGUAUAAACUGUUGUAUGAUCGCAUCUGUUAUAGUGAUUGUGUCUGUUGCCUCGAGAAGAGGAAGAAUCUGUGUAAAGCAGGCAUUCAUGACACUUGAUAUCUGAUUAUCAUUAUGUAAUGUGCAUCAUUAAUAUGUUAACAAACGUACUCAUGACCAAUUUUAUUCUAGAGUAUGCAAAAAGAGCAGAAAACCAAUAAUUCUUGACUUAUGAAUUAUAUCAUAAAACUUAAAAAUUAAAACAAAAUCACAACAAGAACAGAAAAUCUGGUUUGAUUUCUCUUAUACCCUAGAUCUGGAAUAUAAUUAUCACAAAUUAAAUUAUUUUUGAACUGUAACUUUGAUUUAAUGAACAAUGCUAAUUUAUUUAUUUUAAUUCAGAAAAUAUGAUGGCUCUUCAAUUGAUUUCUUUGAAACAGAAGAAUAAACUAUGAGUCCUUUUGAUUAUUUAUUUAUUCAAAAUUAUCCAAUAGAUAAAUUUUAGUAUUUUUUCUUCGGCAGCGUUAUCAAGGGUUCUUAUUGAAAAUGUUAAAUCCAAGAAAAUAUAUAUCAGUAUAAAAUAUUUGAUAUGAAAGUUAUAUUUCAUAUGCAUUAAUAGUGUAAAUAACCAAUUGAAGAGUCUCGUAUUUACCUCAUCCUUCUUCCUUACAUUUCUGCAUUGGUUUCUAAAACUGAAAAUUUUUAUGACAGUAAAACCAUACAGUUCCAAGACCUUUGGCAAAUUAUCUUUUUAUCUCAUGACUUCCAUUGAAGGAAGAUAUUUGAGAAUAUCAUUCAUUACAUUUAUAUAAUACCUAUCAGAAUGUUUAUCAUCAACAAAUGGUAUUAACCAUGUGCUCUUUCAACAUUCCUCAGUGCACUGUAUGAAGUUUAUUUUAAAAAUGUUACCCGUUCAGUGCUUAAUAUGCACCAAAUGAAAGGAGUUGAAAGUUUGGAACUUGUAUAAAGGAAAGGAAGGAGUGAUAUCAUACUGCAUUGUGAUGUUUCCCAACUUGACAACUUGUGUGAUGCUUUUAAAAAAUCUUGUGAUAACUUCUUUUCAUAUUUAUUCACUACAAAACAAGUAGAAAGUGAUCAAUGAUGCAUUUCAUUGCACAGGUGAGUUGUGAGCAUGGGUGUAUGAAAGAAAAUUCUCCAUGUGUUUUAAAUGAAUUGUAUACAUGUGAAUCAGUGAAUGCAAUAAGGUAUUUCAUGAAAAUAUCAGUGAUGAAUGUGAAAUAUGCCUUGCUAUUAAAAUUAGCAAGUAUUGCAUUGUGAACAGAUAUAAUUUAUACUUCAAGACCAAUAUGAACCUAAAUAUAUCCUGAAUGUAACAUGAUAAUUGUGCUGAUUGAAUUCCUCAUAUUCUUUCAACUUUCACACCAAUAAC